AGCGAGCAGUAGACGAUCCACACGUAAACGGCAACAUGCAACUCGGUCUCUGGUUUGGCAUUUUAGCCAUCGCCGCCGCGCCGCUGGUGAGCGCUAAUUAUGGUCCCGCUGGCGGACAUGGUCAAGGUGGAAACGGACAUGGUCAGUAUCUGUCCAAUUCCAACAACGGACUCGAUGAGUACGUGAACGUGGCGACGGGCGGCAAUCAGCCGUCUGCCAAUCAGAUCGCCUCCCAGGCCGAGAUCCAGCCAUCGCCGGAGGAAGCUAGCCGUCUGGGAAGCGUCCAGGCGCAACUCCAGGCCCUGAAUGCCGAUCCCAACUAUCAGAAGCUGAAGAACUCCGAGGAUAUUGCCGAUUCGCUGGCGGAGACCAAUCUGGCCAGCAACAUUCGUCAGGGCAAGAUCAAGGUGGUGUCGCCGCAGUUCGUGGAUCAGCAUCUGUUCCGCUCCCUGCUGGUGCCGUCGGGUCACAACAACCACCAGGUGAUCGCCACCCAGCCCCUGCCCCCCAUCAUUGUCCACCAGCCGGGUGCACCGCCGGCCUAUGUGAACAGCGGCCCACCGACUGUGGUGCGCGGCAAUCCGGUCAUCUACAAGAUCAAGCCCUCGGUGAUCUAUCAGCAGGAGGUGAUCAACAAGGUGCCCACUCCGCUGAGCCUCAAUCCCGUCUACGUGAAGGUCUACAAGCCGGGCAAGAAGAUCGAGGCCCCACUGUCGCCAGUGGUGGCCCCCGUCUACAGCCAGCCCCAGGGCUAUGGUAGUGCCGGAUCGGCCGCCUCCUCGGCCGGUGCCGCGCCGUCCGCCGAUGGCAAUGGCUACGGCAACGAGGCUCCACUGUACAACAGCCCCGCGCCCUACGGCCAGCCCAACUACUAGAUGGGCUCCUCCCCCUUCUCAUCCUCCUUCUCAGCUGCGACAGCUGGUUUAAUUUAAAUUUCUGUUUUUUUUUUUCUUUGCCGACGACCGCUGAGUGCAAAUAAAAGAUGAAAAAAUUACUUAAAACG
Messenger RNA from Drosophila elegans, 1003 nucleotides. RefSeq names its product chorion protein S36 (gene Cp36). Lineage: Eukaryota; Metazoa; Arthropoda; Insecta; Diptera; Drosophilidae. Bases 36 to 875 code for a protein of 279 amino acids. The record is from RefSeq and is a predicted model, not a curated record. The transcript is spliced from 2 exons.